Molecule: messenger RNA, 318 nt
Organism: Kwoniella shivajii
Lineage: Eukaryota; Fungi; Basidiomycota; Tremellomycetes; Tremellales; Cryptococcaceae
Exons: 2
Coding region: 1-318 (105 amino acids)
Source: RefSeq, a predicted model, not a curated record
AUGGCACUCAGUCAAUCGUGGGCUGAAGAAGUAUUCAACUUUCUAAUAGAGGGGGAAAGGAUAAUCAUGAUGGAGUAUAUUGAGGAUGAUGUUGAAUGGACAGUCAUUAAUUCAGAGGUCAAAUCUACUUCUGCAUCAGGUGUUUAUCCCGGAAAAAAGGAAUUUGGUGAAAAAGCAGUCCCAAUUCUAGUUGGAACAUUCCAGGGAUUACCGCAAUAUACCUUGAAACGAUUGUCAGUAGCUGGUAAUGUCGCUAUAGGUGAAUUGAGAGGUGAGGUAGUAGGGAAGAAAGACAAUGAGAAAUUUAUUGGACUGUAA